Messenger RNA from Hypomesus transpacificus, 2736 nucleotides. RefSeq names its product core histone macro-H2A.1. The record is from RefSeq and is a predicted model, not a curated record. Gene Ontology annotation, molecular function: structural constituent of chromatin; protein heterodimerization activity; DNA binding. The transcript has 9 exons. Gene Ontology annotation, cellular component: nucleosome. Gene Ontology annotation, biological process: nucleosome assembly. NCBI's taxonomy places the organism in Eukaryota, Metazoa, Chordata, Actinopteri, Osmeriformes, Osmeridae. Bases 434 to 1552 code for a protein of 372 amino acids.
UACCUCCUUCUCGACGUAUUUUUGUAAUGGCUCAAAAUCAACAUUGAGAAACAUUAUUCCGUUUAACCACACAUUUGCAUUUUACAAAACCUGACAUUUACUAAUCCAAGUGGCCCCUGUUCCUACUUAUAUAGGACCACACAUAAAUGUCCCAAAAAAGAUAAACAGUUCAAAAGUAGAUAGCCUACAUUUUACAUAAUUGUUUACAUUAUAAAUACAAAUGAUAUACAUUUAUAAUCAAUUAACAAGUCAUUGUUAUUUUUCUAAAUGCCGGGCAAGUAGAUGGUCUAGCCUGCAGACCCUAGCAACAAUCUGCAAUAAAGCGCUUUUAAUGUAUAGGCGGUGACAGUGAGUAAAUCAACCAAGACCUUGGCGGUGCAUAUUGGAAGCGCAGCGGCAAAAGAUCCAGACAGCGGUGUGGGCUAGCAGCACCAUGUCCAGCCGAGGAGGCAAGAAGAAGGCGACGAAGACGUCCCGCUCCACCAAGGCAGGGGUCAUCUUCCCGGUGGGGCGCAUGCUGCGCUACAUCAAGAGGGGGCUGCCCAAGUACCGGAUCGGGGUGGGGGCACCCGUUUACAUGGCCGCCGUCCUGGAAUACCUGACAGCUGAGAUCCUGGAGCUCGCGGGAAACGCAGCGCGGGACAAUAAGAAGGGCCGGGUCACCCCACGCCACAUCCUGCUCGCCAUCGCUAACGACGAGGAGCUGAACCAGCUCCUAAAGGGUGUGACCAUUGCGGCCGGGGGGGUCCUGCCCAACAUCCACCCUGAGCUGCUGGCUAAGAAACGGGGGUCAAAGGGCAAACUGGAGGUGGUCGUCGCGCCUCCCCCGGCCAAGAAACCCAAGACGUCCGGGAAGAAGGCGAUGGUGAAAAAGCUGAGUGGCAAGAAGGCAGCUGCCGCCAAGGCCAAGAAACAGGCAGUAGAGGUGAGCAAAGCUGCGUCGGCAGACAGCACCACGGACGGAACCCCCGCCGACAGCUUCACCGUGCUGUCCUCCAAGAGCCUCUUCCUGGGCCAGAAGCUCAACCUCAUCCACAGUGAGGUCAGUAACUUGGCUGGCUUUGACGUGGAGGGGGUCAUCAAUCCCACCAAUGCAGACAUUGACCUUAAAGACGAUCUAGGUAAAGCUCUGGAGAAGAAGGGAGGGAAGGAGUUUGUGGAUGCCGUCGAUGACUUGAAGAAGAAGAACGGCCCCCUUGAUGUCGCUGGAGCUGCCCUGACUGGAGGCUUUGGCCUUCCUGCUAAGUUUGUGAUCCACUGCAACAGCCCUGGCUGGGGCUCAGACAGGUGUGAGGACCUGCUGGACAAGACGGUGAAGAACUGUCUGGCUCUGGCAGACGAGAAGAAGCUCAAGACUGUGGCCUUCCCCUCCAUCGGCAGCGGAGGGAAUGGUUUCCCUAAGCAGACGGCUGCCCAGCUCAUCCUGAAGGCCAUCUCCAGCUACUUUGUGGCCACCAUGUCCUCGUCCAUCAAGACCGUCUACUUUGUGCUGUUCGACAGCGAGAGCAUCGGCAUCUACGUACAGGAAAUGGCCAAGCUGGAAACAAACUAAGUCCGGUUUCCUCCACCCUGCACCCCUCACCCCCACGUCACACCCCUCGCCUCCACCCUGACCCCCUCACCGGCGCCCCUCACCCCUUGCCUCCACCCUUAACCCCCUUACCCCCACCCCGCGCCCCUCUCCUCCACCCUGACACCCUCACCCCGAACAAACUCUCCUCUUUGAUUUUCUGAGGAGAACAAAAAGAUGUCUAUUAGUGAUUUGUAAAAAAACUGUCAAAAACUUUGGACACUUUAUUUUAUGUAUUCUCCUAUCUCGUUAUUGUUUGAUCGAUCAACUGUUUUUCUUGAAGUAUUUGGCUGUUUCUCUGUUGAGCUCGGUAACGGUGGAUCAAGAAGGAACAAGCGUACUGUAUCCACCUACGUCUGUAGGAGGUGAAUGAAGUUCACUAAGCCAUUGGUAGCGUACAGCUUCAGUAGAAUGUCCAUGUCCAAUUCUUUGACUUGUACUUCUUUCCUAAAAGUUGUUUAUUUGGAAGGGUUUUGCCUUCCAAGUGAUUGCAAAUUAUGUGGCUGAGAUUACACAAACGUUUGCGAUUACUAUAUGAAGAUUGAGAUUGAGAUUACCAUAGUUUAUGCAUACUGUUUGUGUUUGUGCUGUGUGAUGCACCAUAUACCUGACUCUCUUUAAAGGGAGAGAGCUGUUAUGUUCAAAGUGAAUGUUAUUAAUAUGUCAAAAUGAUGUGUUUGUUUAAAGUUGGACUAUGACAUCGGCGGUACUUGUAGAAAAAAGUUUUUUAUUCUAAUUUUCACUGAUUUGAGAAGAAAAGAAAAACUUUUUUUUAUUUAUGAAGUUAUAAAAGAAUAAGGAUGUACAGACUUCCAGGGUUGUACAGACUUUAAGACAGCAGUUCUCCUUUGUCUCCACUGGGUGGCACCCUCUGGCCAGGAACGACACCGCAGAAGAGCCAUUUUACACACAACGGUGUGUGACUCGUUUCAUUUAGACGACGGGAAUGCACAGUGAAAGAUUCGGUGAACAUGGGGUUUGAGAUUUGGGUGUAUUAAGAUAAUUUCGGAUGCAUGUAGACAACUUGCUCCAAACAUGCUGCAUUGAACGGGAUUUUCAAGAUCUUUCUAUUAAAACACGUCUUGAGGACUGUAUGCUUUAUAAUUACUGCUACGAUUAAUAACGUCUGUACCCAAUCCGAUAAUAAAAUAAGAAAAACAACUAAA